Astyanax mexicanus (Mexican tetra) is the source of this 5191-nucleotide messenger RNA. RefSeq names its product amyloid beta (A4) precursor protein-binding, family A, member 1a (gene apba1a). Gene Ontology annotation, molecular function: protein binding; amyloid-beta binding. Lineage: Eukaryota; Metazoa; Chordata; Actinopteri; Characiformes; Acestrorhamphidae. Bases 180 to 3062 code for a protein of 960 amino acids. The record is from RefSeq and is a predicted model, not a curated record. Gene Ontology annotation, biological process: chemical synaptic transmission. Gene Ontology annotation, cellular component: dendritic spine; plasma membrane; cytoplasm. The transcript is spliced from 13 exons.
AUGGUUCGUAACGGGUGGGGAAAAAAAUAACGCACUCGUCUCGCGCAGAGUGUGAAAGGCAGGGACGGAAGAUGGAGGAAAACCGUUAGACUGCCCGAAACAGACUUUUACCUGAGCUGAGUGAAGCCUGGCCUGGGGGGGAGAUGAAGCUGUGUAUGUAGAAGCCCACCUGUUCAGCCAUGAGCCAUCAGGAGGCGCCACUGGGCCAGGAUCUGAGUGAGGCUGCCGAGGCUGACCUGGAGCGGCGGGGCCCCGAGGGCCAGCAGCCACCGUCCCACCGCAGACGGCACGACAACUCGGGCCGGUCCCGCAACCACCACAAUGGGCAUGGUGGAGAAAACUCCCAUGGCCAGUCUGGAUCCCAGCGCUACCGCAGGUACGAGGGCUCGGAGGGGGGCGGACGGCAACGCACCUCCCGCAGAACUCCUGAAGAGGGUGAAGCGGAACAGCAGCGCACACAGCAGCCAAUACCACGGCCUGCAGUAACACGCUACCGCCGGCAGGGUGACGCAGAGGCACGGCUGCGGGCACAGCAACAGAGACAGAGGCAGAGAGAGAGGCAGCAGAGGGAGGCAGAGAGGGCGGAGCAACAGAGGCUAGAGCAGCUGGAGCAGCAGCAGCAACAGCCUGGAGAGCCUGAGGAGGAUGAGGAGGAUGGCAGCGCUUUGGCCCGCUCUGCCAGCACUGAGAGUGGUUUCCACAAUCACACAGACCGGGCUGAGGGUGACGUAGUCAUGGCCUCAGAGGCGGAGCCUGAGGAUGAGACCACUUAUGGAGUCCCACUGCGACCUGAGGCUGAGGAGUAUACUGAAAGCGCAGAGUCAGAGCAGCAGCCUGCAGGACCAGCCCAUGCACAGCCACAGUAUCCCCCUCAACCACCACCGCUGCCCCGUGAACCAUUGCCAAACACAGAGCGGCCCCCAAGGCACGAUGCCGAGGCUCUCAACCCCAACUACUCUAAUUAUGUUUACACACAGCCGCUGUACCGCAGCCCAGGCCGUGAGGGCCAAGCCCAAGGUGAAGACGAGCCCUAUUCUGAGCCUUAUGCUGACUACGCCGUCCAGGAGCAUGUGUAUGAGGAGAUCCCAGAAGCCCCUGGAACACAGGCUGAGGGACAGACCCCCCAACAGCGGCAGAGGCCUGGCUUCCGGCUAUUUGAGCGCGAUUCAUACAGGCAACAGGAAGCCGUGGGCUCCAGGUUACACCACUACGACGAGCGAUCUGACGGAGAGUCAGACAGCCCAGAGAAGGAGGCAGAAUUUGCUCCGUACCCACGUGCCGACAGCUGCGAGCAGGAUGAGGACAUUGACCAGAUUGUGGCAGAGGUGAAGGAGAGCCUGAGCUCUCAUAGCUUGGAGCGUGCAGCGGCAGGCUCAGGCAGGGAAGAGGAAGAAGAGGACGAGUGGCCUGAAUCUGAACACCGCAUUAAAGCAGAGACAGAGGACAACAAGCUCCAAGAGUCCCCAGGUGAGGAAGGGAAAGGAGAGGAGGGUAGGACCCCUGUAAGCAGCCCUUCCGAAGAUCCAGCUUUAGCAAAGAACAGCCGGCAGAAGAGGGAUGCCAUCUCUUUGGCUAUCAAGGACAUCAAGGAGGCUAUUGAGGAGGUGAAGACCAGAACAGUGCGCUCACCGUAUACACCUGAUGAGCCCAAAGAACCCAUCUGGGUGAUGAGGCAGGACCUAAGCCCCACUGUGGAGUCAGACCUACAGCCAUCACUAGGGGGAGAUUCCCCGGGGUCAGGCUCCACCUCUCCACAGGGGGCGGAGUCUUCCAGCCAACAACUGCCACUGCAGGAGGGGAGUGACAGCUUGGAGUCCCCGUCACCUGCCAGUAAAGAGUCAAGGAGGAGUCUUGCCUCAUUCCCAACAUAUGUGGAAGUUCCAGGUCCUUGUGACCCAGAGGACCUUAUCGAUGGCAUCAUCUUCGCUGCUAACUACUUGGGUUCUACACAGCUUCUCUCAGACAAGACACCCUCAAAAAAUGUGCGCAUGAUGCAAGCCCAGGAGGCGGUCAGUCGCAUAAAGCAGACGGCCCAGAAAUUAGCCAAAAACAGGAAGAAGCAGGCCCCUGAAGGUGAAGCUCAACCCAUGACUGAGGUGGACCUCUUUAUUUCCACUCAGAGAAUAAAAGUGCUGAAUGCAGACUCCCAGGAAACCAUGAUGGACCACCCCUUGAGGACCAUCUCGUACAUUGCAGACAUCGGGAACAUAGUGGUACUGAUGGCUAGGCGGAGAAUGCCUCGCUCCGACUCUCAGGAGAAUAUGGAGGCGUCUGACCCAGCACAGGAUGAGAAGCGGCAGUACAAGAUGAUCUGUCACGUGUUUGAGUCUGAAGAUGCCCAGCUCAUAGCACAGUCCAUUGGCCAGGCUUUCAGUGUAGCAUACCAAGAAUUCCUGCGUGCCAAUGGCAUAAACCCUGAAGACCUGAGCCAGAAAGAGUACAGUGACCUCCUUAACACGCAGGACAUGUACAACGAUGACCUCAUACACUUCUCCAAGUCUGAGAACUGUAAAGAUGUUUACAUUGAGAAGCAGAAGGGUGAGAUCUUAGGUGUGGUGAUUGUAGAGUCAGGCUGGGGCUCUAUCCUUCCCACAGUUAUUAUUGCUAAUAUGAUGCAUGCUGGACCUGCGGAAAAAUCAGGAAGACUGAAUAUUGGAGAUCAGAUUAUGUCUAUCAACGGCACCAGCCUCGUUGGGCUCCCUCUCUCCACUUGUCAAAGCAUCAUUAAGGGGCUGAAGAACCAGUCCAGAAUCAAGCUGAACAUUGUAAGGUGCCCACCAGUCACCACCGUUCUCAUCAGAAGACCAGACCUAAGAUACCAGCUGGGCUUCAGUGUGCAAAAUGGCAUUAUUUGCAGCCUUAUGAGAGGGGGAAUAGCUGAACGAGGUGGGGUCCGCGUGGGUCACCGCAUCAUUGAGAUCAAUGGCCAGAGUGUGGUGGCCACUCCUCAUGAGAAGAUUGUACACAUCCUGUCAAAUGCAGUUGGCGAGAUUCACAUGAAGACUAUGCCUGCUGCCAUGUACCGCUUGUUGACAGCCCAGGAGCAACCAGUUUACAUUUAAAGCCACAGUACUAUCCUCAACCUGACCUAUCCUCAACUCACCUAACCUUUAUCCUUCUCUGAACUCUGAUGGACCGGAGACUGAAUGAUUGAACUAAGCUCUAUCAACCAUGACCACUAUUUUCCAUGAAGCUCUACUUUCUCCUUCCUGCCUUCCCCCUUCUUUCUCUCACUUUCCCUCAGCGCAGUGGUGUUUUGCUUCAAUGUGUUGAACAUGUGUUUCUGCACAUGUCUGCCCGUCCAGUUGGAAAAUAAAGAUGGAGAGAGAGAAAGAGACAGAAAGACAGAAUGAAGGAGAGCUCACUUUUUGGGGGAAUGACUUACAUGCCUGUGGCCCUUGUAAAUGGCCCUGUUCUAUGAUCCCUAUUUACUCCCUGUGUGAAAGUUCUCUGGAUCUGCGUUUUUGGCCGUGAGGUGUGUGGCUGAAUGCAGUGCUGCUGUUGUUCUCCAUGGAAAAAUUCAGAUGGUGCUUCUUUUUUUCUUUUACACUUCUCCUUUUUUCCCCUGUUAUUUAUUUGUACCUGGCAACCAUCAAGCAUUCCAGCUUCAUUGUGUUCCACUGCAGGUUUUUAAAGGGCAGCUGUUAGAGGAAGAGUGUGGAGAAAUGGACCAAAAAUGUGAGAACUGUUCUCCAAGUGUGCAUUCCUUAGAAUAAUGAGUAAUUAGAGUAAGCAAGAUAAACAAGGCUCUGUGGGUGAGAAGAAAUGAAGUGAAUUGCAAACAGUGCACAACAUACAGUGUGGGUACUAUUAAUGCCUUAACAAAAUCAGGAUGCCAUAUGUUGAAAGAGCAUGAUUUAUUAUAGAGGAGCUGAUUGAAUAGAAUGCUGACCUCUGGAUUUGGUAUUGGGAUUUAAUGACCUAAUUAUUAAAAAUGAACUAAAUUAAUUUCAGCGAUUCAGAUUUGAGAUCAUCUGUGAUUUAUUGUGUAGAAUUUACUUACGAAAACUGAAUUUGAAUUUAGUUUUCUAAAAGUCGUUUUAGUAGUUUUGGCUGAUGUGAAAUUUACUGUAAUAUUUUGUGGUGAAAAGACUGAUUUCUGCUGUAUCCUGGUGUACAGAACACAUUUUUGUGUUUUAUCUGUUUUUCUAUUUUUCUUACAGAUCCUUCAUAUUUAAGGAUUACACUGCUAUUUUAUUUUGUUCACAUUUGUAUUUUAUUUUAGUUUAGUUUGAGAAAUUUAUACUUGAAAAUCAAAAAGCGUUAUAUGAAGAAACCUCUGUUUGUAGAGUUAUAAGGCGUAUACUGAAUUUUCCUUGAGAUAUUUUUAACAGACUUUUUUUCAUUAUAGGUUUUGUGCUACAAUUCUAACAGCAUUGGAACAUUAUUGAAGUUUAUGGUUACGUGCAUUAUUAGUUUAUUUACUGGUAUUUAUUUUUUCAGUAUAAUAUAUUAAGCCCACCACCACACCACCUGGCUGUUAUAAACAGCAGGUAUUUAAAGUGCAUUUCCAGAGCAAUUUGCCUGAGUUUAAUCUAGGUCUGUGGGCUAAUCUCACAAGCUCUUUCAGGGAACUCGGCUCAAGGGAAUAGUCUAUUAUAGAUUAUAUCUAAUCAGUCUGCAGAGAAAGACAACUGUAACAAAUUGAUUGAGGAGAUAAGCACAGGAUUCUUUUACUAAAUGUGCAUCAAAAGCUUGGCCUGUCAUUGGGCUUCAACAGCACAACAUAUUAAUAGGAAGUUUAUUGGUAGUAGGGGGGGUAUAAUGGUACACAGAGGUCACAGUUCGGUUUGCACAGCAGUUUGGAAUCACAGGUAGGCAUUAGAAAACAUUUUAAUCAAUGUAUUACUUUAUAACUUUUUAUACAGUCUGUAGUGUGUUGAUUAGAAAGCACAGUGUUAAUAAUAGCAUGUUUGUUAUCCAUGUCCAGUCCAUCAUGAUUUCUUUAAGACAGAAUAUCGGUAACACACUUAUUUAUUUUUAGCCAUUUUAAAUUAAAAAAUGAGAACAGUGAGAGAAAAAGAAUAACACAGAUAAAACAAGCAUCUGAUUGGCUUUUGCUAAAUGUGACAGCAAGAGGGAGAGAAACGAGAGAGAAAAGGAGGAGGAGGAAAGGCAGGGAGGACAAACAAGACAACAGUAACCAUAGAUAUAUUCUUAAACCACUACAUUUCCCACAAUACUAUUCAAA